Hemicordylus capensis (graceful crag lizard) is the source of this 1522-nucleotide messenger RNA. It is a transcript of the gene DAP3, whose product is annotated as death associated protein 3. Gene Ontology annotation, biological process: apoptotic process. Gene Ontology annotation, cellular component: mitochondrial ribosome; mitochondrial small ribosomal subunit. The transcript has 14 exons. Gene Ontology annotation, molecular function: structural constituent of ribosome. NCBI's taxonomy places the organism in Eukaryota, Metazoa, Chordata, Lepidosauria, Squamata, Cordylidae. The record is from RefSeq and is a predicted model, not a curated record. Bases 250 to 1437 code for a protein of 395 amino acids.
GGAAAAAGCAGAGAAGUGUCUUCUCGCGGCUCCCGUACUCAGCGAGGGCGGGCUCUCGGGCUUUCCACUUGUUCGCUCGCCGAGAAAUAAAUAUGGCGGCGCCCAUGGAAGGAAAAAUGGGUCUAGCGCACUAAGGAAAAAAAACCCAAAGAGCAUUUCCUCCAACUUGAAAUAGUCAUCAUACAGUAGCAUCCAUCUGCCGAUACUGUUAACCAAAGCCUUUUCAGAAUCUACAAGUUGGUGAAAGGAAUGAUGCUGAGGACCCUAAAGAGGCUCAUUUGUCAGGGAUACAAGGACGGCUUUCUCCACACUGGUUCCAGGGCCUGGCAAAGCACGGCUACAAUCCAGGAUGCCCAGCUUCCACCGGAGAAGCCCAGAGAAAUCUUCCGUACCAGUGAGAUGGACCCAGGCAGCCAUACCGAAGGGCAGCUGGGCCAGCAUUACAGCAUCCCGCUCCAGGAGUUGGAGGCGACGUUCCCCCACGGACUCCCGCCACGCUUCAGGCUGCAGAUCAAAACCUUCAACGAAGCGUGCUUCAUGGUGCGGAAGCCAGCCCUCGAACUGCUGAGCUACUUAAAACACACCAACUUUGCUCACCCAGCUAUCAGAUAUGUUAUCUAUGGGGAAAAGACCACUGGCAAGACGAUGACCCUUUGCCACGCCAUCCAUUACUGCGCAAGGCAAAACUGGCUAAUCCUGCACAUUCCAGAUGCUCACCUCUGGGUAAAGAACUGCAAGGAGCUGCUCCCGUCUUCCUACAAGAAGGAGCGUUUGGAUCAGCCCAUAGAAGCCUCCAGCUGGCUGAAGAACUUCAAACUCACCAACGAGCGCUUCUUGAAAGAGAUCAAAACACAGCAGAAGUAUCUGUGGGGCAAGCGGGAAAGCACUGAGGAAGGCAGCCCCUUGAGCGACGUGAUAGACCAGGGUUUGACUCGGGUUAAAAAUGCCAGCGACGUUGUGGGGGUGGUCUUGAAAGAGCUGAAGCAACAGUGCUCUCGGGGAUCCUUCAAGCUCCUCGUGGCUGUGGACGGAGUCAACUCCCUUUGGGGACGCACGACGCUGAAGACAGAAGACAAAAGCAAAGUCUUCCCGGAGCAACUGACCCUGGUCCACAACCUGAGGAAGAUGCUGGUCAACGACUGGAGUGGAGGCGCCAUUGUGACGACCCUCAGCCAGACAGGUGCCCUCUUCCAACCCCGGAGAGCUUACCUGCCCCACGAAUUGCUGGGAAAGGAGGGUUUUGAUACUCUGGACCCUUUCGUUCCCAUUCAAGUCUUCAACUACAAUGAGCAGGAGUUUGAGAGUUGCUACCAGUACUACUUGGAUCGCCGGUGGCUUCUGCAUGAAAAAGCCAGCACAAACGGAGGCCGGCAGGAGCUCCACUUCCUCAGCGGAGGCAACCCUGGACAAUUUGAGCGACUCUGCGCCUUCUUGUGAGGCUGGCGUCGCACUCAUCAUUGUGGCAUCACAGCAGCAGCGACUCCUUUUUCUGUCCAAUAAACUCCUCGUCCUCCCACUUGAA